Molecule: messenger RNA, 6749 nt
Organism: Nylanderia fulva
Lineage: Eukaryota; Metazoa; Arthropoda; Insecta; Hymenoptera; Formicidae
Product: calpain-D
Biological process (GO): proteolysis
Cellular component (GO): cytoplasm
Molecular function (GO): calcium-dependent cysteine-type endopeptidase activity
Source: RefSeq, a predicted model, not a curated record
GACGGAGAGGGAAUUCGACGGGAAAGAUGGCCGUCGCGGAACAUAUGACAAAGAACGGCGGGCUCCUGUCGCGGCAUCCGAUGACGGCGACAUCCUCGCGGCGGCGUGGUGGACGCGGCACAGCUGAUCGUCGCUGUUAACCGCCGCCCGUCGUCGGGGCGUCGUCGCGUACCUCCUGGUGCGACGGAGACGACGGGGCGACAGGCAGAAGAGGACAAGAGGAAGGAGAGAACGAGAAGUGCGUGUAUAUAUCCGUGUGUAUCCGUGCGCGCGUGGGUGUUCUCGGUGGCAGCGCGACGACACUGUCUCUCUCUUUGUCCAGGGGUCGGAGAAUCGUCGUCGUCGUCGUCGUCGUCGUCGUUGCCCGACCGACGUGGGGUGACAUAGCGGUGAUAUAUUAGCGCGGCGCCAGCGGGGGAGCCAUGACUACGCGUGGAGAAUGGGCUCGAUCGCGUCGGUGCUGCAGUGGCAUUGCUCGGAGUGCGCCCUGAUAAAUCCUACGGAGAGCGCGAGAUGCGCCAGGUGCGGGCUGACGCGGCUCAGGAGCGACGAGAGGGUCGGCGGCCACCUCGCCGCGGAGCGUAGCGGACGAGCAGCGGCGAGGGGAGGACGCGAGGGGACAGAGGACGGGGAGACGUCGUCGUCGUCAACUACAUCGUCGUCGUCGUCGUCCGCCACCUCCGGGGAAUCGACGCCGCCGACGCCGCCGCCGAGGACGGACCGAUUAUUGGCGGCGCGCAACGUCCUCACGGAAACGGCAUCGUUACUUGUCGGCCAGCGCGACGAAUCCCGACGCGCUGUUACUAACGGCUCCGAGAGAUAUCUGUCUGCAUUCAACGUUAAAAAAAAUUUACAUUGUGGUUCGUGGAAUGGCAACUCAUCUGAGAGGAAAUCGCUGCAACGUUUUUCGUCUUUACCUUCUUUAAAUACACAAUGGACUUGUAUUCGAUGUUUAUUGGACAAUAACUGCAGUUCAUUGAUUUGCGCGGCUUGUGAUGCCAAUGCAUCAAUAGCUCGAAUCGACGGAAAGAAGAUUGGUGCACGCAAGAGCAAAAAGAUUCAUCCGCAUAAAGAAAACCGUCUAAAAAUCACCUCUGGAUUUCUGCCUAAUAUUCUACCUGCGAAUGCUGGUACGAGCGGUUCUGGUAAUAAUGCUAAAAUUAAUAAUACGGGUAUGGCACAGUUGACAAGUAUAAGCCGAAACGAGAGACAAAGAGUGGACCGUAAAGACUGGAUUUUACCAUCAAUUGGAGCGAUGGAGUCCACUACGCUUCCGUAUACAGAUAACACCGAUACCUCUCAACGCUCUCCGAAACGACACAGUCCUUCUAUGUACGAACGGGUCAAGUCUAAAGUUAGUCGCUCGCUGUCAAACGGUUCGGUCGUUCAAAAAUUAUCGGACCACGUGGUACAAAGACCCACGAGCCUGGUGGUACCGGAAGCGCGUCAGGAUGAUGGCUUGUGGAGCUGCGACAAUUGCACGUUGGAUAAUGCGCCAGGUUUGGAGCAGUGCGAGGCUUGCGACGCUCCUAGGAGUCCCGCGCCUUGCAGCGGAGUGGUUAUCAGCGUACCAGCUUGGGUGCCGCGCGCGUUAUCGUCCGCGGGACCCUUGUCCUACAGAAGAUCUUUCUCCGACGCCGAUUCCGUGGCGAACGUGACACAGAAGAAGACUGUGAAUCGUAGAAGUCUGAACGACGAGGAACCGCCCGCGGUACCGCCGCAUUCGAUCGGCUUCAACUCAAGACCAAAGUAUUCCUAUAUCGGGAUCACGGAUCCCGAUAUACCCCCGCCAUUGCCAAAGAAACAGAGCAGUAAGUUAGGUCUCGUGCCGACGAAGGCGCACAGCGAGGCGACCAGUCCGGUGAGCGAUCUACCGAACAUGAGUCCGCUCAAGCGUAUGUGGACUUGCAGAAAGUGUUCUUACGCGUACAACCCCUUGUGGUCCAGCGGUUGCGACAUUUGCGGCUCGUCCAGGUCGCCCCCGUCGUUGACGCAACCCAGCUUGAUUACCGUCACGAAGGACACGACUAGCUAUCCGACGCACGCCCAAUCGCCGAUUGUGGUGUCGAGGGACAGUGUUAGAUACAUACCACCCAAGUCAGCCACCCUGGCCACGGCGGAAUCCGAUCUGGACGAUCAGAUCGAUCCGCCGUCGCCGGUGUGGACGUGUAAAAAGUGCACUCUACUGAAUGCCGCGUCGAGAACAACGUGUGAAGCUUGCUGCGGCUCGAAGCUGAAGAGCAUCAUGCAUCUGGAGGAUGCCACUCUGCGAAAGGGCGAGAGCUGGGUGUGUCCGUCGUGCACGCUGAGGAAUCCACUCUCGACGCAAAACUGCAACGCCUGCAAGACCUUGGCGGAUUUUCUCGAAGUUCCGAAAGAUAAUAGAGUUCUGGGUCAGCGGAGUCCAAGCCCGAGGCUCUGCUCGACCCCGACGAAUUCCAAAGCGGUUACCCCGAGGCACAGAAAUUCUGUAAGGAGAAACGGUUCGUCGGCGAUCGACAAAAGGCACUCGAGGACCAGAGAUCCUUCGCAUACUCAAUGGCAAUGUAAAUUGUGCACUUACGAGAACAAGAGUACGACUGCUCUUUGCGAAAUGUGCCAAAGCUCGAAGUCGCUGUCUCAAAUGUCUGGAGAUAGAGGGAUACCUAGGCUUGUUGAAUCAGGCACUAGUACUCUUAGAAUACAGCGGCAAGAGAGCGUGGUGAUGGAAAAUCUCAGGCAGCUAGAGGAGAGAGAAGCGUUAGAAAAAUGGGAGCGUAUUGUACGAUAUUGCAAAGAGACCAAUGAGCCGUUCGUCGAUGAUUCGUUUCCUCCAGCUCCAAAAUCUUUGUAUUAUAAUCCUGCGGAUACAAAGGAUAAUCACGUCGUCCAAUGGAGAAGGCCACAUCAAAUUAACGUGGACUCAAGUGUCGAUUCUAAACUGCCUUGGGCUGUCUUUAGGACACCCCUACCCUCUGAUAUCUCGCAAGGUGUCUUAGGAAAUUGUUGGUUACUAUCGGCUCUGGCUGUUCUUGCUGAAAGUGACGAGCUCGUGAGAAGAGUUCUGGUCAUGAAGGAGACAUGCCCCGAAGGUGCUUACCAAGUUAGACUGUGUAAAGAUGGAAAAUGGACGACGGUGCUCGUUGAUGAUCUAUUACCCUGUGAUAAGAGAGGUCACUUAGUGUACUCUCAGGCAAAAAGAAAACAACUGUGGGUGCCGCUAAUUGAGAAAGCAGUUGCUAAAAUACACGGCUGUUACGAAGCUUUGGUAUCCGGCCGUGCCAUAGAAGGUCUAGCGACGUUAACUGGUGCCCCAUGUGAGAGCGUGCCUUUACAACCUUCAGCAUUGCCAAGCGAAGACGAACUUGAUAGGGACCUAAUAUGGGCACAACUCUUGUCCUCGAGACAGGCUAUGUUUUUAAUGGGUGCUAGUUGCGGAGGAGGUAAUAUGAAGGUUGACGAAGAAGAAUAUCAACGUAAGGGUUUAAGGCCCAGGCAUGCGUAUUCUGUCCUCGAUGUUCGUGAUGUACAGGGGAUACGGUUGUUACGAUUACGUAAUCCUUGGGGUCACUAUAGUUGGAAAGGCGAUUGGUCGGAUGAUAGUCCUAUAUGGACUCUGCAAUUACGAGAGAUGCUUAUGCCGCAUGGUGCUUCGGAUGGUGUCUUCUGGAUAUCCUUCGAUGACGUCCUAAAGUAUUUUGAUUGCAUUGACAUUUGUAAGACAAGAGUCGGAUGGAGCGAAGUGAGAUUACGUGGCACUCUUCCUCCGUUGUCGUCCCUUAGACAUUUGUCGUGCGUCCUUUUAACAGUGUUGGAACCCACCGAAACGGAAUUUACGCUGUUCCAAGAGGGUCAGAGAAAUUCGGAAAAGUCGCAACGUUCUCAACUGGAUUUGUGCGUGGUAGUCUUUCGCACGAGAUCUCCGGCUGCUCCGGAAGUUGGUAGACUAGUAGAGCACAGUAAGCGGCAAGUACGCGGUUUCGUCGGCUGUCAUAAAAUGUUGGAGAGGGAUCUUUAUAUCGUUGUGUGUUUGGCUUUUAAUCAUUGGCACACUGGAAUGGAAGAUACGUCCAGUUAUCCAGAAUAUGUUCUUGCCAUUCAUAGUUCAAAAAGGCUUCUGGUCGAGCAGAUAUCACCGCCUGCUUUUGUCUUAGCUGAUGCUAUUAUAAGCCUAACAUUGGCUAAAGGACAACGGCACGAAGGUAGAGAAGGUAUGACUGCCUAUUAUUUAACUAAAGGAUGGGCCGGUUUAGUUGUAAUGGUCGAAAAUCGUCAUGUGAAUAAAUGGAUUCACGUAAAAUGCGACUGCCAUGAAAGCUAUAACGUCGUGUCCACGAGAGGACAACUCAGAACUGCCGAUAGUGUUCCCCCCCUUCAUAGACAAGUCAUCAUAGUUCUAACGCAAUUGGAAGGUAGUGGAGGUUUCUCAAUAGCACAUCGACUUACGCACAGAUUAGCUAACAGUGGAAAUUUGCACGAUUGGGGACCGCCUGAUACACAACAUUGUCCUCAAAUUGAUACUCAGGUGGAAGGUUUGCACAGUCCUCGCUUAAUAACAUGAAGAAUAAAAUACAGAACGAAUACGAGCUGGAUAUUACAGGAGGAAAAUACUGUCAAGUGUAAUCCUCGAAAUGAUCCUCGGAACGUCGAGAGAAUUGACUGAAAAAAACCAAAGCAAGCUAGAAACAUUUCAGCACUUACUAAUAAGACGUUCUGAAGACAUUAGAAUACUCUUUGUGCUUUCUAGCUGAUGAUAUUCUACGGAUGCUCUUAGCGUUGCAACAUGCUCAGCAUUGGACGUAAUACAAUAAGUAACAAUUAAUGUACAAUGGUUCUGGACCCAGUGAUUAAAAAACAGAUCUUUCGAGUAGAUAGUGGUUCAUGCACUCUGCGCGCGUUGACGGGGAAAAGGACGAACUUAAAAUGAAAAAAAAAAGUAAAAUAAAAUACGUGCAAAUUAAGUGUUUCUGCUGGAACCAUUGAACCCCAUAAAGAAGACUUAUGGAAAAUUGAAUAUUUAUGAAGAAACAAGUUGAACAUUUUGCUUGUUAUAUAAAACAAAAAAAAAUUAUUUUCUCAACUUAACGUUUACGCGUCGUAAGAAAUAACAAAAAAAUCUAAAGAUUACAUAAAUAAUAUAAUAUAAAAUGAAACCAUUAGAGAAGACACAUUAUAUAAGGAUGUGUGUGGACACCGUACACAUUGUUUUUGGAAUUGCUUAGAAUGUAGUACGAUUAUAUCGGAUCGGGACAUUUCCGAUUUAACCAAUGUUUACAUGCUGAUCUUAUUGCUGUAACACGUAAGGCCGUAUUCGAAACCCGCAUUUAAGAGAAUUUCAAGUCUUAGUUUCAUUCAAUGUGUGCACACAUGCGCAAUAUAAAAAGAGAGGCUGGAAUUUUAUGCAAGAAUUUCUAUGUAUCAACUGGUAGGGUAGAACAUUUAUCUAGAUUUUGUUGUUCUCCUCCCCGUCUUACAUUUGGAGAAUGUUAAAAAUGGACGUAGCAAACUGUUAUAAAGCGAGAGAAAGAGAAUUAAAAAUCUUUCUUUAAGGCUUUUGACUCCUCAUUGAUCAUGUUGGAAUUAUGACGUCAGGGGUGAAAAAGCACACGCUAAAAAUUAUUCUUGGAUACCAUUUUUAAAUGGAAAAAUAUUUCGACGAAACAUUAUUUCAGAUGGCUUUAACACUUUUAAAAUAUCUCGAAAAACUUUUUCUUUUGACAGUCAAUCAACAACCGUAAAAUGAUGUGAUAUCAGACUUUGUUAUGUGGAAUGUGCAAAGACCAUACAGAUUUGACCUUAUAUUACAGUCAUUUUACAAAUGUUGAUUUAUUAUAAAGGGAAAAGGAUAGUUUUUGAAAUAUUUUAAGAAUGUGCUAUAGUCAUCUGAAGUGCUGUUUCAUCGAAAUAUCUUUUCAUUUUGAAAUGGCAUGUAAGAAUUUUUAGUGUGUUUUCUCACCUCUGACGUCAUAAUUCCAACAUUGUCAGCAAGGAGCCAAGAGAGACUUAAAGUUUUUAAAUAUCUAAACUCGUUCACUGCCAUUCUAUGCAAUGUAUGUAUGUAACUUUUUGUUUCUAUUAUAAAACCGCAUGAUUAAUUUUAGUAAAGGUAAGUUGAAAUCGUUGGAUAUUCCUCGCUUAUUAAUUAUUAUUUUACAUUAAUAAAUUAAUUGCAAAAUACACACAGCAAGUAUGGCAGUUAACGGAUUAAACAUCAUUAAUUUCGUGUUUGUAUGCUUUUUUAAAAAAUUGUGUUUUGUCCAUCCAGCCGAUAUCGUGGUCGUAAGAUGAAUCUUUGUGGAAAUUCGAUAUUUCGGUUUUAAUGUCAAACUGCCAUAAUUCCAUGUUUUUAGACAAUGGUCAAUUGGUAUCCGUGUCUCGCUAUGGCAAUUCUAUCGAAUCAAAAAAAAAAUUGUUUAGGGCUCUCUAUAUACAUUAAAUGUGGUGAUGCGACAAUACGCGAUGCUGUGAUCAGUCAAUAAUGCUUUUGACUCGAACCGAAAAUUUAAUUCUCUGUUAAGAUAUCUUUUAUUUAACAGAGAGACUGAGAGGGAGAGAGAAAGAGAGAGUGAGAGAAAGUAAAAGAGAAAGAGAGCAUUGUGAACACUAUUUCAAUCAAUAGUACAAAAUUCCCGUCUACUCUCUAAAUUUGCUCGUUUUUUAUACUGAAAAUGAGUGGAAUAGAAUUGUAUAAGUUUUCUUUCGAGACAUUUUUUCUGUUGACAAUUUAUAAAUUAUAUGAUGCUAUAAAUUAUAUAAUACUAUAAAUUAUA